CACAACCAAAACCUUGCAAGUGCCUCAGCAAAGGAAGAUUUACAAAUCCCGGUGUUGAGAAGCACCGAGCCAGUGGAGCUGCUCAUGCAGGGGAUUAGCUGGCUCAUCAGAGGAUGAAAAAGUAGGACACAUACCUGUCAGGUGACCUCCCCAGAUCCAAACAGCACUCCACAUACUCUGCCUCCCAAAACAACAGAUGUCCAGGAUACAUUGGGGCAGUAGAUGGAUUUUUCAGAUCUGGCAGCCAAAGAGACAAGUUUGUGUGCCAAGUCGAGAGAGGCCAAUGUUGUUGCAGGGAUAAGGAAUUUUCACAAACUUGGACCAUGGAGAGAAACAACAUCUUCCAUCUUGCAGUUAUUUUACUGGUGGUUUUUAGGUCAAUCUCUGGAAGAAGUGCAGGGGAAAAUUUAAAUGUUUCAGCCAAUUUGAUCUCAGAAACAUCUAUGUAAUCCAGGCCCCUCAACACAUGCAAGUCCACCACAACUCUUUGCCAAAUGGGAGCUGUUGGUAACCACAGCUCAGGCCUGCCCCAGGCACAGCUGGUCCUGUGCUCCCAUUUGGGCUCUGCCCGGCUUUGUGCUGGCUCCCUGUGCUACCCAGCAGCCUCAGCCCCGCCUGACACCUGUGCCGGUGCUGCUGGAGCCAGGAGCAGGGAGCCACCACUGCCAGGUGAGCCUGGCCAGCUGCACCUGCAAACGGCAACCCAAACUCCCUGUGCUGUAGAGGGAACCACGGUGUCCAGCUUUCAUCUCAGAGGGCCACACGCACGAGCAGCCAGCGAUGGAAAGAAGGCUGUGGGAGAGCAGAGCACCCGGCCGCUCUGGGGCAAUGUCACAGCAUCUCUGGCUGAUGGUCCCACUGGGUGCUGGUGGCCCCUUGCCCCGUGACAACGGGUGAGAUGUGAGGCCCCUGCUACGGGCUGGCUGUGGCAGCGACGUAAUGUCCAUGCCCAUCCCCUGGAAAACUCUUCCAGCCUUCUGGAGGCGGACGGAGGAAUCUCGGAUCCAGCUCCCCGGAGGCUUGGCCUGGAACCCGCCUGAUGCGGUGCGGCCGGGGCUGAUCCCCCCCUGUGAGGGUCAGGGGCGAAGGGGAGCUCGGGCCAUGGAGCAACCCCGGCUGGAGCAGGGCUCGGCCCGGCCCCCCCCCGCUCCGCCCCAGCCGCGCACGACCCCGCCUGCCGGUGCUGGCUGCCGCGGCAGCACCCGGGACAAACCCGGGCUGCCAGAGCGGCCCGGAGCGCCCCCAGCCCCGGGGAGGAGCCGCCCCUCAGCCCGGCCCCUUCCGGCGGCCCCGCCCGGCCGGCGCGGGGCGGCUCCGUUUGACCGGGAGCGGUGGGCCCGGCCCGGUUCGGCGCGGCUGUGGGUCCCGGCUCGGCGUGACCCGGCGAUGGCAGUGCCGGAGGCGGUGCCGGGCCGGCAGCGGGCCCUGGCCGCCGGCUCGCCCGUGGACUACAUGAGCAUCACCAGCUUCCCGCGGCUGCCUGAGGAGGAGCCGAGCGGCGCGGCCGAGAGCGGCCUCCGCGCCCGCAAGGAGGAGGACGCGUUCCUGGGCGAGCAGGACACGGUGGGCCUCAUCUGCCAGAGGAAGCAAGGAAUUAAAGCAGAGUCCUUCCUGCAGAGGAGCGAGUGGAUGUUCCGAGGCCUCCAGUUUGCAGACCCAGACUCCUUCCUGAAGUCUGCGCGUCUCCAGCGCCUGCCCUCGUCCUCCUCAGAGAUGGGGAGCCAGGACGUGUCCCCUCUGCAGGAGACCAGCAAGGACCCCUUCUCAGGAGACUGCAGCUGCCAGCAGGAUGGGCUGACCGUCAUCAUCACUGCCUGCCUGACCUUUGCCACAGGUGUCACUGUGGCUCUCAUCAUGCAGAUCUAUUUUGGGGACCCUCAGCUGUUCCACCGCGGCGCUGUGGUGACGGACGCCGCGCGCUGCACCGUGCUGGGCACCCACGUGCUGGCCAGGCACGGCUCCUCGGUGGACGCGGCCAUCGCCUCGGCCCUCUGCGCCGGCAUCGUCAACCCCCACACCUCGGGGCUGGGAGGGGGCGGGGUGAUGCUGAUCCACGACAUCCGCAAGAACAGGAGCUGGGUGAUCGACUUCCGUGAGGUGGCUCCCCUGGGCAUCCCACUGGAAGGGGACCUGCAGCAAGACACCAAGCCAGGUCUGCUCGUAGGGGUGCCAGGCAUGAUCCUAGGAAUGCACCAGGCACACCAGUUACAUGGCAGGCUCCCAUGGUCCGAGCUGCUGGGCCUCACAGCCGGUGUCGCCCAGAAUGGCUUUAAUGUCACACAUGACCUGGCCAAAGCCCUUAGUGAACUGAAGGACCUGAACUACUCUGAGCGAUUCCAGAAGAUCUUCCUGCCAGAUGGGCAGCCCCUGCUGCCUGGGAUGUUCAUCCGGCGCCUGGACCUGGCGGCCGUGCUGCAGCUGCUGGGGGCAGAAGGGGUGUCAGCCUUCUACAGCGGGAACUUGACCCAGGAGAUGAUCUCCGAGGUGAGCCAGGACUGCCCCUGGCACCUGCCGGCCUGGGACUGCCACCUGCUUAAGGUCCACAACUAUGGAGGAGUCUUGGUGGAGGAGGAUUUCAGCAAUUACAGUGUCACUGUGGAGGACCCCAUGCACACAAUCUAUCGAGGGCACCUUGUUUUCACUCCCCCACCUCCACAUGCAGGUCCUGCACUGAUCUCAGCACUGAACAUCCUCGAGGGCUUUAACAUCACAAGGCAAGGAUCCAGAGGGAAUAUCUUGCACUGGAUGGUGGAGACACUGAAAAUAGCCCUGAGUCUGGCGAGCAACUUGGGAGACCCAUCUGGUGAUAUGUCUGUCACUCACACAGCAGAAAGCAUGGUGAGUAAAUCAGAAGCCAGUUCCCUGCGCCAGCUGAUCAAUGACUCCCAGUCCUUCCUGUCCAUGCCUCACUCCCCCCUGGAGAGCGGGGCCGCUGCCAGCCAGGUCCUGGUCAUGGGCCCCGAUGACUUCAUCGUCGCCGUGGUGAGUUCUUUAAAUCGUCCCUUUGGCAGUGGAAUAGUAACACCCUCUGGAAUCCUCCUGAACAGCCAGAUGUUGGACUUCUCCUGGCAAAAUAAAACAAUGAACCACUCCAUUCCCAGGCUGCAAAACCUCCUUCAGCCUGGGAAGCGGCCGCGGUCCUUCCUGCUGCCCACCAUCGUGAGGCCCUCCGAGGGGAUGUGUGGCACCUACCUGUGCCUGGGAGCCAACCACGGGGACAGAGCCCUGAGCAGCAUCGUCCAGGUUUUGGUAAAUGUUUUAACAUUUAACAAGAAUCUGAGUGAAAGUUUGUCACUUGGUCGACUUCACCCCCAGCUUCAGUCCAACACCUUGCAGGUUGACAGUGAGUUUCCUGAAGAAGAUAUUGAAUUUCUUGUGGCCAGGGGCCAUCAGGUGGAUAAAGUCCCAGUGGUGUCCCUGGUUCAUGGGGCCAGGAGAACCAACAGUUUCAUCAUUGGCCUGAAGGACCCGAGGAGUGCAGACGCUGCUGGAGCCACAAUCUUAUAGCAGCUCCCAGGGGCCGUGUGCUGUGGCCAGGGCUGACACACAACCCUGUGAUGUGCAUGUUCUGAAGUAGCCCCUUCUCCAGCCCCCAUACUGCUGGCAAGGUGUUCUGCACUCCCCAGCCUGGCAGCACCAGAGGGGUCAGCAGCAGCAACAUCCAGCUCUCUUUUUAUUUUUCAAUCAUUUGGAUUGCAAGCAGCCCCAUCCUUGUUACAGGAAUGGCAGGAGCACUUUUCUUUUGGCAGUCUUGCUAAUUAGUUCAGUCUUUCCAAAGCCCUCUUCUAGCCAGCAUCUUACUUUUAGGGAUCAGGAAUAUGAGCAAGGGAAAAGCCAGCUGCUACUGCUGCUGUUAUUAUUGAUGAUGAUUAUCCUCAUCUCCCUGUCUUUCCCAAGCUCCUUCUUUGCUUCCAGUGCAAGCCAGUAAUAAUACAGCCUGAUGUAGUGUUUGUAGGUGCCUGCAGCUGGAAUACGGGGAGUCCUCUAAUACUCCAUCUGGGCCAGCUGAUUUUUGCCAACGUGAAUCGUGAAUUUUGUGAAUCGUCCCAGGGAAGUUCCCACAUCACUACCUACCUUGAAUUUUGGCAGUAAAUAGUUUGAAUCCAGUUGCAGCGCAGACUCACUGGCAGUCUGAUUUUGUAACCAGAGCAAUGGUUUUCACCAGCUCUAACAACUUCUUCCUCUAACAACUUGUGCACUCCCCAGUAGUUUUCUUACAGAGGUUCAACCUCCUCACUGGUGAAUUUCUGAUUAAUGGUAGCAGGUUUAACUUUCUUAGACACUUUUUGGAGAUAUCUUAGCGGUACUCCACAGUGAAAAACCACAGAUCACAGACUGAAGACAACAUGGAGAGCACUUAGGUGGGUUCAGAGCUUUCCUUUCACUGCGUUAUCUCAGUCUGUUCCAAAAGCCUGGGUCAUUCCUACAGAGAGGCUUGGGAAUUUCUGCUGACUGAAUUAACGGCUGUACCUUAGCUCUGUGUUUUAGUCCUAGUGAAUCUACUGGAAAAGCUGAAGAGAGUGAGAGAAAAAGUAGAAACCAAACCAAACACUACUGAGAUAAUUUUCUGUCCACAGCAUGUAGUGAAUAUAAAAGAAUGCUCUUGCAUUUUGUGUCUGAAAUUGAGAAGGGAAGAAUACCCCAGCUGACAUCUGCACCAGGUCAUUUAGCCCACAUUUGGACAUUUCCUGUUCUUUUUGCUGGCUAGUUAGAGACACUUGGCACUAAAAAAAUCUGGCGUUUAAUCAUUUUCUGCAGUCUAAAAUGUGAUGUUUUCCUUCACGGUGCAAAUGCACCCAUGGCCACUGUACAUAUUAUAUAUGUGUGUCUGCUUAUGGUUGUGUUGCUCUUUGAUUUGGUGAUCACACCACUCACCCCAACCUUCCUCCUCAGGCACCCUGUGGCACCCUCUUUGUGCCACCUUCUGGCACUCAGUGGCAUGGGCUGAUUUUGGGGUGGUCAGGGCGACAGGGCAGGUAAUUGGACUAAUUGUUCCUGGGAGCUGUGGAUUCCAGAACAGCCCAGUGAAGCAUGUUGGGCUGAGUGAGAACAGAGGUGGUUUUGUGCUCUGCUGAAGUGCAGCCACCCAUGAGGGGAGCACAGCAGCUGCCACUGGCAGGACCAUCAGCAGCAUGUCCUGUUCCAAGUGUAUCCAUGCCCUCAGCUGGGACAGGGGAAGCACAAUGUUAUAUCUGUGACAUGCUCUGUACCACCAAGAAGAGACUUUCUUCACCACAGGGACACCAAAUCUAUUUAUUUAUUUCUCUGUCAUCAGCACUAGAGUUGGUCACUGACCAAGGAUGGAGAGUUUGUAGAUGUGUCUUGGAGCAGACCUCUUCAGGUUCCGUGGGAAGGGAAGGAGGCAGAUUUGUGGGUUGAACCUCUCUGGAGAUGGUCUGGGGUUUUCGGGCCUGUCCCAGCCCUGAUCUGUCCCUUGGGCAUGGAGGUUUUCUAUGAACAGCUGCAAAAUAUAAAGUCGAGUCAUUGUCAGUGCAGAACUUUGCAUGAAAUGUCACAAAACACUUUGAAAGAUUAAAUUCCUUGUUAUUAACUGAAUUCACCAACUUCUGAUGCCGGAUACUGUGUAUAUGUUUAGGAGUAAAAGACUUUGGUCUUGAUUCAAAAGGGCACUCCUAUGUCCCAAAUUACAAUUUCACAGCAAUUAUCCAGAAUCUUUAAAUGAAGCAUGUUCUGAAGUGUUCUGCUCGAUCAUAGCCUGCAUUGCAAAAAAAGAGAAAAUUGAAAAUAAUUGCAAGAUGAGACGUAGGCUCCUAUGUUUCAGCUAAGAGAAUUAAAGGCAUUCCAAAUAA
Molecule: messenger RNA, 5810 nt
Organism: Motacilla alba alba
Lineage: Eukaryota; Metazoa; Chordata; Aves; Passeriformes; Motacillidae
Gene: GGT7
Product: gamma-glutamyltransferase 7
Exons: 16
Coding region: 940-3507 (855 amino acids)
Biological process (GO): glutathione catabolic process
Cellular component (GO): plasma membrane
Molecular function (GO): glutathione gamma-glutamate hydrolase
Source: RefSeq, a predicted model, not a curated record